This is a messenger RNA of Chilo suppressalis (striped riceborer), 2054 nucleotides long. The record is from the annotation of a GenBank genome assembly. Lineage: Eukaryota; Metazoa; Arthropoda; Insecta; Lepidoptera; Crambidae.
CCAGCUAACUUGGCGUCUGGACAUCAUCACCAAUUAACAUUAGAUGCAGUGGAAUGAUUUGCGUACCUUAUUAUAAAAUAAGGAAGGCAAUUUAUUCAUAUAACCUACUCAGGUAAAGGAAAUGUAUAUUCCUAACAAGAUCACAACCAUUUCAUCUUGCAACUCGAACGGAAGUCACAUACGGGGUGCGAUUCCAUGGUAAUGCUCACGCAUCCUUUAACCUUGAUAGUUCCAUUAAUAUCGAAGUUCCGCAUUGUUAUAAAUUUUCCCGCCUACAGUGUCAUCUCAGACUGCUUGAUAAAAGGUGUGUUUUAAAAGUGUCGUUGACGUUUACAAAAUGUGCGAAACUAAAGCCAGAUUGGACGGAAAAGUGGCUAUAGUGACAGGAGGUAGCUCAGGAAUAGGCUUGGAAGCUGCAAAAAAUCUAGCCAGUCGUGGUGCACGGAUUAUUAUUGCUAGUAGAAAUGAAACCAAACUCAUAAUGGCUAAGGAUCAUAUCCAAAACGCCACUGGGAACAGUGAUAUAGCGUACGGGAUUCUGGACUUAGCCUCUCUGUCUUCUGUGAGGAGUUUUGCUAGAAACACUAUUAACAAUGAACCACGUCUGGAUAUUCUGAUAGACAACGCUGGAGCUGUAAUACUUCCUGACCGAUUGACAGAAGACGGACUCAAUCUUACUAUGCAAGUCAAUUACUUUGGUGCAUUUCUAUUAACAUACCUUCUGCUGCCAUUGCUAAAGAAAUCGUCGCCUAGCAGGAUAAUUAUUGGGACUGCCGCAUCAAUGUACUUUGGCAGCAUCGACUUUGACCACUGGAAUGAUAUCGGCAGGUAUUCUUGGGUAGAGAGUCUGGCUAAUUCUAAAUUAGCGGAUGCAUUAUUAGCUGUUGAACUGAGUAGAAGACUUCAAGACACAGGUGUAACCGCUAAUAGUUAUGAUCCAUUCAUUGUGCGCGAUACUGAUAUUUUAUUGAAUGUCCCAGGUUGGGCAAGCACUAUAGCAGCACCUUUGAUUAGCCUCAUCGGCCAGCCCAAGGAAGACGUUGGUAAGCAAUUGGCUUAUUUAGCUGCGGAGCCAGAAUUAUAUAAUAUAAGUGGAUUUAAUUAUAAAUUUUGUAGCAAAUGGUUAAACCAUUGGUGGGCAACUGACGCAGAAUUUACUGAAAAGUUGUGGGAAGAAUCGAAAAAAGCAGUUAAUAUUACUACUGCUGAAGAUUGGGAAGCGCAGACUGAUUAAAUUUAAGAUUUAUUUUAGAAAUUUGUGUUCCUUGUAUUAUGAUCUUUUAUUUAUUACCUACCUAUACUUACCUACUGAUAUAAAACAAUGUAAAUAAUGUGGGUUUGACGUUUAAGGAUUAGUUCUUCAUUGGUCGUUUUCUAGUUAAGAUCCUUUCUGGAUUGGACCACUUCUUGUAAAACCUAAUUCUUGUAUGCAUUUCUGCUUUUGACCACUACCUUAUUUAACUACCUUGAUUACGGUGUGCAAAUAUAUGCAACUUUUUUUGAUGACGACAUGAAGUAACACCUAAAAUAAAAACAAAUCUAACAAUCAUCAAGAAAGAAAGAAAGAAAUAAAUAAAUUUUAUUGACCAUAAACAGUAUUGUUAACAUAAAUAAAAACAAUAAAAAAGAUGGCCAACUAGGUCCCUGCCUCAGCUUGAUACUACAGCAACACCAGGGCUGCUGCAGCCAUUCAUCACAUCAGUACCUUCUGAGAUUGUUAUCAAAAAUCAUUUAUAUAUUUUUUAUUAAUUUGCACACUAUUGGUAGGUACUAAAAGUAGAUGAAAAACAAAAUGGUGAAUCCAGAAACAGUCGUUUUACGAGGUAGUCUUAAGCAGCAGUGGUCAAAACCAGAAAUGGUCGCAUGCAGAGGUAGUCAAUUCAAAAAGUGGUCACCAAACGUGAAACCCGAAAAUGUUAAUGUAGUAAUUAUAAUGUAGAUCUAUCUUAAAAAUAUCAAGAUAUUAAAUAGCUAAGUUUAUACGUAAGUAGUAGGAACUUACAUAACAUAAUCUGUAAAGUAAAAUAAUAUAAAAAUAUAGCAGCAGAAAAAUA